This is a messenger RNA of Danio aesculapii, 3278 nucleotides long. RefSeq names its product cullin 4A (gene cul4a). The record is from RefSeq and is a predicted model, not a curated record. The coding region runs from base 287 to 2524 and encodes 745 amino acids. The transcript is spliced from 20 exons. Lineage: Eukaryota; Metazoa; Chordata; Actinopteri; Cypriniformes; Danionidae. Gene Ontology annotation, biological process: protein ubiquitination; DNA damage response; ubiquitin-dependent protein catabolic process. Gene Ontology annotation, molecular function: ubiquitin protein ligase binding. Gene Ontology annotation, cellular component: Cul4A-RING E3 ubiquitin ligase complex.
GUCUAUAUGUUUGCCAUCUUGUUAUGCUAGCGCCCGCGGGUCACUCACGCUGAAUAUGGAGUGUGUAUGAUAAAUAUGAUGAACAUCUGCAGGUGUGUGUGCAGGUGUCGGUCCACAGUGGCGAUGGGAGUCUUCUCACGAGCUUUAAUCGCUCCAUGGCUGUGAUUGUGUGUGUUUUCAGAGCUAACAGCUAACAGCUCAACUCUCGCGCUAGUGUUGCUAUUAUUAUUAUUAAUAUUAUUAUUAUAGUUUUAUACCGUCAAAUGCACUGAGACCAGAGCAGCUCAUGAUGGCAGAAGAUGUUCAGCACCAGCAGAAGUCCAGCUUUAAUGGACUCAGUAAAUCCGCCAAAGCAGGAGCGUCGAAGAAGCUGGUCAUCAAGAACUUUAAAGACAGACCGAAGCUGACGGACUCCUACACUGAAGACACGUGGCUGAAGCUCAGAGAUGCUGUGAGCGCCAUUCAGAACAGCACAUCCAUCAAAUACAACCUGGAGGAGCUUUACCAGGCCGUGGAGAAUCUGUGUUCGUAUAAAGUGUCGCCGAUGUUGUACAAGCAGCUGCGUCAGGUGUGUGAAGAGCACGUGCAGGCACAGAUACACCAGUUCAGGGAAGAGUCUCUGGACAGCCUGUCAUUCUUGAAAAGGAUGAACCGCUGCUGGCAGGACCACUGCAGACAGACGAUCAUGAUCCGCAGUAUUUUCCUCUUCCUGGACCGAACGUACGUCCUCCAGAACUCACUGCUGCCGUCCAUCUGGGACACAGGGCUGGAGUUGUUCCGCACACACAUAGUGAGUGACGCAGCGGUUCAGAGCCGGACGGUGCAGGGGAUCCUGGAGCAGGUGGAGCGCGAGCGCAGCGGGGAGACGGUGGACCGCAGUCUGCUCAGGAGCCUACUGGGCAUGCUCUCUGACCUGCAGGUGUAUAAGGACUCAUUCGAGCAGCGAUUCCUAUCCGAGACGACCCGUCUGUACGCGGCUGAGGGACAGAGACUUAUGCAGGAGAGAGACGUUCCUGAGUAUCUGCAUCAUGUGGCGCGGCGUCUGGAGGAAGAGAACGACCGCAUCAUCAGCUAUCUGGACCAGAGCACACAGAAGCCGCUGAUCACCACCGUGGAGAAGCAGCUGCUGGGAGAACACAUGACCACCAUCUUGCAGAAAGGUCUGCGGACGCUGCUGGAUGAGAACCGUGUGUGUGAGCUGACGCUGCUCUAUGAGCUCUUCAGUAAAGUCAAAGGCGGCCUGACGGCACUGCUGCAGUCCUGGAGAGAAUACAUCAAGAGUGUUGGAGCGGAGACGGUGUGUUCUCCGGAGCGGGACAGGGAGAUGGUGCAGGAGCUGCUGGACUUUAAGGAUCAGAUGGACUCGGUGACGCAGAGCUGCUUCCAGAGGAACGACAGCUUCAUCAACACCAUGAAGGAGGCCUUCGAGAACUUCAUCAACCAGAGACCCAACAAACCAGCAGAGCUCAUCGCCAAAUAUGUGGACUCUAAGCUGCGAGCGGGAAAUAAAGAGGCCACAGAGGAGGAGCUGGAGAGAAUCCUGGACAAGAUCAUGAUCAUCUUCCGCUUCAUCCACGGGAAGGACGUGUUCGAGGCGUUCUACAAGAAGGAUCUGGCCAAGCGUCUGCUGGUGGGCAAGAGCGCUUCAGUGGACGCAGAGAAGUCCAUGCUCUCCAAACUCAAGCACGAGUGUGGAGCAGCGUUCACCAGUAAACUUGAGGGAAUGUUCAAAGAUAUGGAGCUCUCCAAAGACAUCAUGAUCCAGUUCAAACAGUAUAUGCAGAAUCAAACUGAGCCCAGCAACAUUGAGCUCACCGUCAACAUCCUGACUAUGGGCUACUGGCCCUCGUACACACCGAUGGACGUCCAUCUGCCUGCUGAGAUGGUGAAGCUGCAGGAGGUGUUUAAGCUCUUCUAUCUGGGUAAACACAGCGGACGGAAACUACAGUGGCAGCCGACACUCGGACACGCAGUGCUGAAGACUGAGUUUAAAGAGGGUAAGAAGGAGCUGCAGGUUUCUCUGUUCCAGACUCUGGUUCUGCUGAUGUUCAAUGAGUCUGACGAGUGUUCAGUGGAGGAGAUCAGAGUGGCUACAGGCAUCGAGGAGGGCGAGCUGAAGCGUACGCUGCAGUCUCUGGCGUGUGGUAAAGCUCGAGUGCUCAAUAAGACCCCUCGAGGGAAAGAGGUGGAGGACGGAGACCGCUUCCACUUCAACAGCGACUUCAGACACAAACUCUUCCGCAUCAAGAUCAACCAGAUCCAGAUGAAGGAGACGGUGGAGGAGCAGGUGAGCACCACAGAGCGUGUGUUUCAGGACCGUCAGUAUCAGAUCGACGCAGCGGUGGUGCGCAUCAUGAAGAUGAGGAAAACACUCAGCCACAACCUGCUGGUGUCAGAGCUCUACAACCAGCUCAAGUUCCCUGUCAAGCCGGCGGAUCUGAAGAAGCGCAUCGAGUCGCUCAUUGACCGGGAUUAUAUGGAGCGCGACAAAGAAAACUCCAACCAGUACCACUAUGUGGCGUAGGAGAAGCCGGCGCUGACCUUUGACCCCUGCUGACCGUCCCCUCAGGUCAUGUGACGCCACAGACGCUCGGCACUCUGGGACGGAGAGCAGCUUCAGCAUGAUGCAGAAUGAUUCACUAAAGAUGCACUUUCUGUCACUUCCUGUGUGUUUGUGCUCUGACUCUUCAGUUUAGUGUGUGUGUGUGUGUGUGUGCGUGUGUGUGUGUGUGUGUGUGUGUGUGUGUGUGUGUGUGUGUGUGCGCGCGCAUUUGUGCUUGUGACCGUGUGUGAGAGUGUGUGUUGGUAUCUCUGUGUGUGAGCUGUGAGGGCGUGUUUGUGUGCGUGUGUGUGUGCUGGUGUGUUCAAUGAUGUGUGUGAGUGACACUCAUGCUUCAGGGUUUGUCAUUUCCCCUCUAAUGCAGCAGAAACCAGACAGGAUUACACACACACACACACACACACACACACACACACAUACACAUACACAUAAUCAUCAUAAUGGAUUGAAUGAUUUAGUGUGUGAGUGUAUGCGUUUCUGUGUGUGUGUGUGUCUGUGUGUGUGUGUGCGUGCGUGCGUGCGUGCGUGCGUGCGUGCGUGCGUGCGUGCGUGCGUGCGUGCGUGCGUGCGUGCGUGCGUGCUUGCUUGCGUGUGCGUGUGCGUGUGUGUGUGUGUGUCUCAUCACCUGUAUUCUGUCACAUAUACAGUUUUGUAGAGCAGAAGAUUCUAUUCUUUGUAAGUGGACAGAGAUAUGAAAGAAUAAAUCAUAUUUAAUUAA